Clavispora lusitaniae ATCC 42720 is the source of this 693-nucleotide messenger RNA. The record is from RefSeq and is a predicted model, not a curated record. NCBI's taxonomy places the organism in Eukaryota, Fungi, Ascomycota, Pichiomycetes, Serinales, Metschnikowiaceae.
AUGCAACCAUUAUCGAAAACAGAAAAACCUCCAAAAGAUCCCGCUAACACCAACACCGCAAGCCCGCUUGCGGCCGCGUCUGUUUCACAAACGUCACAGACCACACAACCUUUGCAAACUUCACAAGUGUCGGCGCCUUCACAGGCUCCUCAAACAUCACAACUGACGUCACCCAAUUCUCUGACUACACAAUCAUCCCCCCAGCUGACGUCUCAGACUUCACUGUCAUUUUCUCGGGAGCCCAAAGAUGCCCCCCAGAAAGAGCUGUCUAACGAAGCCUCGAACGAGGCUUCGGAUUCAGACAAGAGUCUUUCUACAUCCAAAUCGGCUCCAGAGUCUGCCGGCCUGGCUGAGAAUCAAGCCGACCACGACGAUGCCAAGGAGAAGAAACUCGAGAAGCACUUCUUCUGUCGUAUCUGCAAACAAGGUUUCACGAGGAAACACAACAUGGUCAGCCACGAGCUCAUACACCUGAGCAAUAAACCGCAUGUAUGUUCUGUUUGUGAUGCAACUUUCAGACGCAUUCACGAUUUGCGCCGCCACGAGAAACUACAUCUGGGCGAAAAACCUUUCCACUGCCAACACUGCAAUCGUGGGUUUGCUCGUACAGACGCCUUGACUCGCCAUAUCAACUCGUCUAAUGCAUGUUUGGUAAAGCAAAGGCAGACAAGGAAGAGGACAAACCUAAUAUAG